Messenger RNA from Pocillopora meandrina, 309 nucleotides. Lineage: Eukaryota; Metazoa; Cnidaria; Anthozoa; Scleractinia; Pocilloporidae. The record is from the annotation of a GenBank genome assembly.
GAACCUACCGCACCUCCUUCGAAUGUGAGCGGACAUAACACAAGCUCAACCAGCAUCUUAGUAAGGUGGAAUAAUGUUCCACCUUUUGAUCAGAAUGGUAUCAUCACGAGUUACACCAUUAAAUACCAGUCACAAACAGAAGCUCAUCAAGGAAGUGCUGUAGCUGGCCCUAAUGACCGUAAAAAGGAAUUAAAAGGUCUUAAAGAAUACGUCAAUUACAACAUCACAGUACUUGCGUCGACUUGGAAAGGAGAUGGACCAGACAGUAACCCUGCUAUUGUUGUUAGAACAGACCAGGAUAGUAAGUAA